This is a messenger RNA of Vicia villosa (hairy vetch), 717 nucleotides long. Its product is annotated as agamous-like MADS-box protein AGL62. The transcript has a single exon. NCBI's taxonomy places the organism in Eukaryota, Viridiplantae, Streptophyta, Magnoliopsida, Fabales, Fabaceae. Gene Ontology annotation, biological process: positive regulation of transcription by RNA polymerase II. The record is from RefSeq and is a predicted model, not a curated record. Gene Ontology annotation, molecular function: protein dimerization activity; DNA-binding transcription factor activity, RNA polymerase II-specific; RNA polymerase II cis-regulatory region sequence-specific DNA binding. Bases 1 to 717 code for a protein of 238 amino acids.
AUGUCAACUGGAAGGAAAAGUCGUGGUCGCCAAAAGAUUGAGAUGAAAAAGAUGAGCAAUGAGAGCAACUUGCAAGUGACUUUCUCGAAGCGCCGUAGUGGGCUCUUUAAGAAAGCCAGUGAGCUUUGCACACUCUGUGGUGCAGAUGUUGCUCUUGUUGUAUUUUCACCUGGUGAGAAGGUGUUUUCCUUUGGUCACCCACAUGUUGAUACGGUCAUAGAUCGUUAUCUAUCACGAGUCCCACCUCAAAACAACAAUGGCACCAUGCAAUUCAUUGAGGCUCACCGUAGUGCCAACGUGCGAGAUCUCAACAACCAAUUGACUCAAAUCAACCAUCAAUUGGACAUUGAAAGGAAGCGCGGUGAUGAGCUGAGCCAUUUGCGCAAGGCAACUGAGACUCAAUUUUGGUGGGCGGGUCCCAUUGAUGGGAUGAAUAGGGCUCAACUUGAAUUAUUCAAGAAGGCCUUGGAGGAACUUAAGAAAAUUGUUGUACAACAAGCUGAUAGGCUUGUAAUUCAGGGUGCACCUACCCAAACUAUUCCAUUUUUUGUUGGAAAUGGUUCCAACUCUAACAUGUCAAUCCAUCACCCGACAAAUUCUCAACAAGCUCAAAUGUUUCAGCAACAAUUUUUUCAGAAUCCCAUGAUGCAACCUCAUUUGUUUGGUUUCAACAAUAUGGGUGGAAGUGGCGGAUAUGGACCCUCCGGAUUCUUUUGA